AACCAUUCUAUUCUUCGGAAACGUCAAACAUGACAGACGCAAAAGAAAAAGCGUUAAAUGUCCUUGCGAACGUCUUCAAACAUGCAAAAUUUCGAUCAGAUCUUCAAGAAAAAGCAAUACUCAAAGUAGUUGAGGGUAAAGAGGAUGUAUUCAUCUGCAUGCCAACUGGGGCAGGAAAAUCCUUGUGCUACCAACUUCCAGCACUCAUGGCAUCUGGACUGACAUUUGUAGUGUCCCCUCUUAUUGCUCUCAUGCAAGACCAGUUAAAACAUCUGUCCCAGCUUGGAAUUCGUUCUGAAACAAUAAACUCCAAAAUGUCUGCAAGUGAACGUAAUAAGGUUCUUAAAGAUUUGAAUAGAGAUCUUCCGAAGACUAAACUACUUUACAUAACCCCUGAACAAGCAGAUACGGACAGCUUCAAAUCACUGGCAGAGUCACUUAUGCAAAGAAAACUUGUAAAGUAUUUUGUGAUUGAUGAAGCCCAUUGUGUGUCUCAGUGGGGUCACGACUUUCGACCUACCUAUCUCCGCCUUGGUUAUUUUCGGACUAAAUAUUUAAAAGGUAUUCCUUGUAUAGCAUUAACAGCCACGGCUCCAAACCAAGUUCUUGAUGACAUAAUUAAGCAGCUUAAACUGAAGGAACCCAUAGCAAAAUUCAGACAAAGUGUGUUCAGGCCAAACUUGUAUUAUGAAGUCUGUGUCAAGGAUACAAUUGGUGACGCGUUUGACCACCUGAAAAAGUUUGCUUUGAAAGCUUUAGGAGGUACAGACUUUGAGGAUACAGAAAACUGGUCAGAGCAUGGUUGUGGGAUUGUUUAUUGUCGCACACGAGAUGGCUGUGAAGAGGUGGCAGGUCACCUGACGAGACGAGGAAUUCCUGCACGACCCUACCAUGCUGGGCUCAAGUCAGCAGACAGAGAGGCCAAUCAGACUGAAUGGAUGGAAGGACGUUUUCCAAUCAUUUGUGCCACAAUCAGCUUUGGCAUGGGAGUGGAUAAAGCAAAUGUCAGGUUUGUAGCCCACUGGAAUCUGCCCAAGUCCAUGGCAGGCUACUACCAGGAGUCAGGUCGGGCAGGUCGAGAUGGUCUCCGCUCAUACUGCCGGCUCUACUACUCGCGAGAGGACCGUAACACAGUGGGCUUCCUUAUCAACAAUGAGGCCAAGAGGAGCAAGAAGAAAGACAAGGAUGCAGUUAAACUACAACUUAAGGCUGCAAUGAAAAACUUUGAAGCCAUGGUAACAUUCUGCGAAGAAAUCAAAUGCCGCCACUGGAGCAUAGCUCAAUUCUUUGGUGAUGAAAAACCUGCGUGUGGUGGUUCCUGCGAUGCCUGUAAGGACCCGAAGGGAGUUGAGAAGAACCUGCUGGAGCUGCAGAGGGGCAUGUUUGCGUCAGUCAACCAGCGCAAGGGUCCAGGGACCAUGUACUAUGUGGAUGAAGAUGUGUCAGGGGAUAUGUAUGGCGGAGGUCGAAAAGGGGCAAAAAUAGAUACAGAGGACUAUGAUGACCGGUAUGCAAGUGGUGACGAGGAUUAUAACUCCAGAGAGGCCCAGGAAUCACGAGAGAAAAAAGAGCGCACAUCUUUCAUAAUGAACCAGUUCAAAAAGAGGAAAGGAGAAGGAGAGAGCUCCAAAGCAGAAGAGUUUGUACCUCCCAGUGAAGAUUGUCCUCUGAGGGAAGCAGCCAGUCAACGGAUACCAAAGCUCACUGUAGUGGCAAGAGAACACUGCAUGAGCCUUAUAGAGAAUGCCUUAGUCUCUAACUAUGUGCAGUACUACCGGGAUGUACCAGAAAAACUGGAGGCCCAAGACUAUGUGCCGCGAUGCACUGCCAUUGACUUGGAGUUGGAAGUCUUCAAAGCUAACAGACUCCACAAUAUAUACAAGACCUCAAUUAUGCGAAAAGUGACAGAGAUCAAGAAAUCAACAGCCUUAAAGCAGCUGCACAGCUCAAUGGCACCAAUAGCACACACACCUGUGACCUUGGACUCGGAAUCGAAAGAUGAAGUAUUGAACUGUGAUAAAACUUGUACAGCUGCAACAGAGGCAAGUGAUUCUGCAGAUGAGCCAGCGCCUAGCAGCCUCAUUCCUGUAGAUGGCAAAAGUGAUAGGGACCCAUUUUGCAUUCCAAGCAAGCCAACAAAGGCUGUGACUUUACUAAGUUUAGCUGACAUCAAGGAUGAUAAAGGUUGUGAUGCGGACGAUAGUGUUACAGAUUUGCCUGAACAAGAAAAGGGUUUGGCAAAUUCCAGAAUAGAUCCUGCUGUAACUGAAGGUUGCUUAAAGAAAGAAACUUUGAAUGAUAAGCCAGUAGAAGUCGCUGCCAAGCCAAAGAUGGUGUAUUUCUUUGAAAGAGGUGACUCGCUUAAUGAGGAUAGUAAAGAUGUGUCCAAAGCUGCCUCCUUAACUGAUCUAUCCAGUUUUGUCAGAGAUCAACGAUCUAUCGGCUUCAUUAAGCAGUCUUUGAAACGACCCUUGGAUGAUAGGGAUUCACUGUUGCCAAAUAAGCACAGAAGAACUGGAGAUGUUCUACAAUCAAACAGCCUGAAUGGCAGUAAACAGAAGACAGACCAAAACCAUAAAGAUUCAAGUCUCAACACCGGUACAACUCAACACCACAUAAAGGACAAGGUCACCCCAACAUCCAGUGGUGAUAUGCCUGAGUCUGCUGUCAGAUUAAAGGAAUGUGCUGAUUUGGUUGUUAAAUACUUGACACUGCAUUUUAAGGCUGGCCAGAUAGCAUCCAAGGAUCUUUUUAAGAAAACAGCCAAAAUAGUAUCCCAUCAUCUUGCAGAGAACACAAAAGGCCUGAUAAUCGAUAAAGUAAAAGAAUCUGCAAAACAGACAAUCAAGGCCAUGUUCAGUGGGCAGAAGAGGAUCAUGACAGAUGAAGACAUUCACAAUCUAAAGCUAUAAAUUCUGUGAUUAAAUUAGCAUACUAAAUUAUCAGAUUAAUAGAUGUUUUUUGUCAUAAGCUGUCAUGCAAAGAAUUGUUCUGCUUUUUAUACAUGCAUUGUUUGCAUUUGUGUUACUGUUCUAGUGUCAAAGAAAAAGAAUCGGCAUGAAAGGCUAAUUAAUUGCCUUUAUUAAUUUUGUGUGAUGGCAAAAAAUAACAGGCCCCGUGUUCACAAAACGAUUUUGCAAUCGAAAAUCGAUUUUAACUGACAUCGAUUUUCAUUUUUGCCUAUCAACUACAGUGGAAAUCUAUUUUCAAUGACAAGCAAAAUCGAUUUUCGAUUGCAAAAAAUGUUUUGUGAACACGGGGCCUGGUUUAACCAUUGUUUUAGAAAGUUAAUCAGUGACAAGUUUGUUAAUUGGUUCAGGUUCAACAUGUUUUUUUGUAUGCACAAUAAAGUUGUUGGCCUUA
This is a messenger RNA of Dreissena polymorpha, 3363 nucleotides long. RefSeq names its product ATP-dependent DNA helicase Q5-like. Gene Ontology annotation, molecular function: ATP binding; four-way junction helicase activity; 3'-5' DNA helicase activity. The transcript has 14 exons. Gene Ontology annotation, biological process: double-strand break repair via homologous recombination. The coding region runs from base 30 to 2912 and encodes 960 amino acids. Lineage: Eukaryota; Metazoa; Mollusca; Bivalvia; Myida; Dreissenidae. Gene Ontology annotation, cellular component: cytoplasm; chromosome. The record is from RefSeq and is a predicted model, not a curated record.